Molecule: messenger RNA, 1188 nt
Organism: Microthlaspi erraticum
Lineage: Eukaryota; Viridiplantae; Streptophyta; Magnoliopsida; Brassicales; Brassicaceae
Source: the annotation of a GenBank genome assembly
AUGGAACUAUGGGAGUGGAGGAGUUUCUGGACUUGGCAGAUUGAUGUUGAUAGAUUCUUCGAUGUGAUGGGUGUUCCUGAGAGCAAACAAGUUAAGAUGGUAGCAAUCAGGCUGAAGAAAACUGCUGUUGUAUGGUGGGAUAAACUUGUUAUCCAAAGACAAAGGCAAAGAAAAGGACCAGUCAAGACUUGGCGUAGAAUGAAGCAGUUGAUGCUUGAUCGGUUCUUACCAGAAGACUAUGAGCAGAUUCUCUACAAGAUGUAUCUCGAAUGUGUUCAAGGUAAACGAACAGUGACAGAGUACACAGCUGAGUUUGUGCGUUUCUCUGAACGCAAUGAUCUAGGAGAGACAGAUAAUCAAAAGGUGGCUAGAUACAUCAGUGGUUUAAGAAGCUCUAUACAAGAGAGAAUUGGUUUACAGACCGUAUGGACUGUGCAAGAGGCUUCUAGUUUAGCUUUGAAGGCUGAGCUAAUGGAGAAGUCAACUCGCAGUUUUUCUUCAUUCAAGAGGUUUACACCUCAGAAUAACUACGAGGCAGCAAACGAAAAGGAAAAGAAUGUUGGUCACAAAUCAAAUGUUUGUCCAAGCAGAAGAACUGUUGCUUUGCUAGGAGAAGAAGAAGACGAAGAACAAGAGUUUAAUGAGGAUGAUGAAUAUGAAGGGGUUGAAUUUGCUGAAGAGGAAUCACAUGAGAAGAUAAACAUUGUGCUUCAGAGAAUCUUAUUGUCAUCUAAGGACGAAGGACAACGCAAGAAUUUGUUUAGAACACACUGCUCAAUUCAAAACAAAGUGUGUAAUGUGAUUGUGGAUAAUGGAAGCACAGAGAAUUUGGUUUCUCAAAAGCUGGUUGAUUUUCUGAAGUUGCCAACAAAAGAACAUGAAAAUCCAUUUCCUCUUGGGUGGAUAAAGAAGGGCUCACAAGUUCGAGUAACAAUGACUUGCAGAGUUCCCAUCUCCAUUGGGAAACACUACAAGGAAAAGAUAAUUUGUGAUGUUCUUGACAUGGAUGUUUGUCAUGUUUUGUUUGGUCGACCUUGGCAAUAUGAUAAUGAUAUCACAUAUCGAGGACGAGAUAAUGUGAUAUUAUUUACUUGGGGAACACAUAAAAUUGCUUUGGCUCCUGUUUUGGAUUUUGAUAGAAGCGAAGGGAAAAAGAAGUCCAAUUUCUUGGUAAUGACACAUAGCUAA